AUGGCUACCCCCAGUGUCCUUACCUUUGAUGCUGAGGGCCGUGCCGUUGACUUUGAGGUCUGGGUCGAUGACCUCCAGCUGUUUCUCCAGUGCGAUAGGGCAGACGGACUCUCUCUGUUCGAUCUCACCUCUGGUGUUUCUCCCGCCCCACCUGCUACUGCUGACAGCACUGUUCGCUCACAGUGGGCCACACGCGAUGCUGCUGCUCGCCUUGCUGUGCGUCGCCACUUACCGACCGCUGAGCGUGCGCACUUUAGCCAGUACAAGAGUGCUAAGACCUUGUACGACGCUGUAGUUGCACGCUACUCCUCCCCUGCCACUGCUGCUCUUAACCGCCUCAUGCUGCCGUACCUGUUCCCUGACCUUGCUGCUUUUCCCACAGUCGCUGACCUUGUCACUCACCUUCGCACUAGUGACAUUCGCUACCGCGCUGCGCUUCCUGCUGAGUUCUGUGCCCAGAACCCCCUCCCCAUUUACAUCACCCUCUACUACAUAGUCACCCGCCUCCCUGACUCCCUUCGCUUAGUCAGGGACCACUUCCUCUCAGUUUGCCCCACCACACUCACCGUCGACCUCCUCGAGGAGCGCCUCCUAGCAGCAGAGAAGAGCAUAUUCGCUGUAGGAGCCUCUCGUGCCGACCUCGUUGGUUUCGAGUCGGUCGGCGCUGCGUCUGCCCCGAGCGGGAGACGCCGCACCGGCAAGGGCAAGGGGGGCAAGGGCGCUGGAGGGGCUGGCGGGGGCGGUGGAGAUGGUGGUGGAGGCAGUGGAGGGGGUGGGGGUGGUGGUGGUAGUGGUGGCGGGGGUGGAGGUGUCGGUGGCAGCAGUGGAGGCGGAGGAGGCAGCGGUGGUGGCGGAGGGAGCGGAGGCGGUGGAGGCGGUGGAGGCGGCGGAGGCGGCGGAGGUGGCCGAGGCCCUGGCGGCAGCAGUGGACCUGGUCGCGGCUCUGCGCAGAGGAAUGGCUCCGGUGGUGGUCCGCGCCAGCAGCAGCAGAGCAGUCGUGAGACCCUGUCCCCUCAGCAGCUUUGUGAGUGGUACGCUGCGCGUUAG
Closterium sp. NIES-65 is the source of this 1047-nucleotide messenger RNA. The record is from the annotation of a GenBank genome assembly. Lineage: Eukaryota; Viridiplantae; Streptophyta; Zygnematophyceae; Desmidiales; Closteriaceae.